GCUGGCAGCACCUGGAGGCUCCGCGCGGCGAGCGCUGCCCUGCCCUGCCCUGCCUCUCUCCGGGCGCUGCCCUUGCCGGGGCGCGGGGGUCUCCAGCUGGUUCCAGCCAGUGGGGUUUUACUCUCUCUCUCUCUCUUUUUAUUUUUUUGGUAUCGAGUAGAGAAGCAAAGGAUGGCACUGCCACCAGCCUGGCUGGCAGCUGCAGAGCAGGGCUGGCUCCGGAGCGUGGCAGAGCGCUGUAGGCAAGGGACGGGCUUUUGGGCACAACUGAUCCCAGUGCUACGGCUUGGGUGGGCGGCGAACAGAGCAGCCUUCGCCCUCAGGGCGGGGGCGGGGGACUUUAGACCUGGUUCUGGCAUGUCUCAACCCGUCUGUGUGCGCCAAACUGCUGUUCUGGGUAUAGAUCUGUUUGGGGGUUGAAUGACACUUUGACUCUUCUGGGGGAAGGGUCUGCAAAAACAAAAUCGGGCUGCCCAUCGUGAUGCCAUAAUAAAAUCGGAGACCUGCCCCCCAGGUUAUGAUUUUUAAAUCUUACAGGGGGCUCAGCUCCUCCCUUCUUCCCCAGCUCCCCCAUAAUUCGAACCUUGGAUCUGUUUCCUAUCGUCAGUAAAAGUGUAGUGUCUGUACCUGGCCAUGGAGAAGUCAGGCUGGAAGGGACCUCCAGAGAUCAUCCAACCCCCUACCUGAGGCAGGAUCAUCCUUAUCUAAACCAUCCCAUGCAACCAUCAUCUGAAUUCUACAGUUCUACAUCCAAAAUGAUACCCUGUGGACCAGCUUUGUCAUUUGUUCGGUGUCUGGUGCGGAGGAAAAUUGUUACUCUGGACAGUCUGGAAGAUUCCAAGUUAUGCCGAUGUUUAUCCACUGUGGACCUCAUUGCUUUGGGCGUAGGGAGUACCCUUGGUGCUGGUGUUUAUGUGCUUGCUGGAGAAGUAGCAAAAGCAGACUCCGGACCCAGCAUUGUUCUUUCUUUCCUCAUUGCUGCCUUAGCAUCUGUGAUGGCAGGUCUUUGCUAUGCUGAAUUCGGUGCUCGUGUUCCCAAGACUGGCUCUGCCUAUUUGUAUACUUACGUAACUGUUGGUGAACUCUGGGCUUUUAUCACUGGCUGGAAUCUCAUUUUAUCAUAUGUUAUAGGUACAGCAAGUGUAGCAAGAGCAUGGAGUGGCACCGUUGAUGAAAUUGUUGGAAAACGAAUUGGUCAUUUUUUCACAACGUACUUCAAAAUGAAUUUUCCUGGUCUAGCAGAGUAUCCAGACGUCUUUGCAGUGUGCCUUAUAUUGCUUCUGUCAGGUCUUCUGUCUUUUGGAGUCAAGGAAUCUGCAUGGGUGAAUAAAAUCUUCACUGCUAUUAACAUCUUGGUCCUCCUCUUUGUUAUUAUCUCUGGCUUUGUAAAAGGAAACGUUGAUAACUGGAAAAUAAGUGAAGAAUAUCUCAUCAAUCUCACCUUAGAAACACAAAAUUAUUCUUACUUUGAAAACAUAACAAGCACAUAUGGGACUGGUGGUUUUAUGCCAUAUGGCUUCACGGGAACAUUGGCAGGUGCUGCAACCUGCUUUUAUGCUUUUGUGGGAUUUGAUUGCAUUGCUACAACUGGGGAAGAAGUCAGGAAUCCUCAGAAAGCUAUACCUAUUGGAAUUGUGAUUUCCCUUCUGGUCUGUUUUAUGGCCUAUUUUGGUGUGUCAGCUGCUUUGACUCUUAUGAUGCCAUACUACCUUCUAGAUGAGACUAGUCCCCUCCCUGUAGCAUUUGAAUAUGUUGGAUGGGAUCCUGCAAAGUAUGUUGUGGCUGUGGGAUCCCUCUGCGCUUUAUCCACAAGUCUUCUUGGAUCCAUUUUCCCAAUGCCACGCGUAAUCUAUGCUAUGGCGGAUGAUGGGUUGCUUUUCAAAUGUCUAGCUCAAAUCCAUUCCAAAACGAAGACCCCAUUAAUUGCUACUUUAUCAUCGGGUGCAGUAGCAGCUGUUAUGGCAUUUCUUUUUGACCUCAAGGCUCUAGUGGAUAUGAUGUCUAUUGGUACACUUCUUGCAUACUCACUGGUAGCAGCCUGUGUUCUUAUUCUUAGGUACCAACCCAGUUUAACCUAUGAGCAACCAAAGUAUUGUCCAGAGAAAGAGGUUCUGCCAGGAUCAGAAAGGGAAUCUACAAUAAGUGAAUCGCAGGUUAAUAUGCUACAAAGGAACCGCUUCAGUCUUCAAACACUGAUUAAUCCAUCCAGUCUGCCUACAGAGCAGUCAGCUACCACUGUCAGUUGUUCGGUGGGUCUCUUAGGUUUUCUGGUUUGUGGCUUGAGCAUUCUGACCACAUAUGGGAUUAAUUCUAUUGCCAGUAUGGAGGUCUGGAGUGUGGUUCUUCUCACUGUGUUAGCACUACUCUUCAUUGUCACUGUUCUCGUCAUCUGGAGACAGCCUCAGAGCCAGCAGCAAGUGGCCUUUCUGGUUCCACUCUUGCCAUUUUUGCCAGCUCUCAGUAUCCUGGUGAAUAUUUACUUGAUGGUACAAUUAAGCGGAGAUACCUGGAUCAGGUUUAGCAUCUGGAUGGCCCUUGGCUUCCUUAUUUACUUUGGUUAUGGUGUCAGACACAGUAUUGAAGGUCUCCACAGAGAUGAGGGAGAUGAAGAUUCUUGCUCAGAACAUAGUGGAUUACAAGAAAAGAGCCCAGUGGAAGAAGCAGAUGAAAAUGAAAAUGCAAGUGAAAGUGCUCAGUUUAUUAUAAAUGAAAGGACAAGUGAAUGUUAAUUUUUGCCUACAACCUUAGCAUGGAUGUCUUUUAAAAUAGCAAACUGUGACUGAAUAUAGUUGCUGAAUGGAAUUGUCAAGCAUUUUCUGCCAACAGAUUAACAAUUUAUUUUCCCAUAUUUUGAAAGUGUCUACCACAAUGUGGCUGAUAUGUUGGACUAGCUGCUGAGCCAUCUUGGCUCCUAUAUACUCAGUAACAUGAACUUCUCCUUCAAUGAUAACUAAUAUCUCAAAUAAAAAUACAAGGAAGAUAAGAUGAUAAAAAACCUUCCAAAGGGAAGUACACUUUGAUAUGCUAACAUUUUGGAGUGUUUUGUUUGCACCAUCAUAUAACAGCAGUUGGCAAUCACAAUGUAUAAAAAAAAUGGAAGACAGAGAAGAGGGCUCCGAUUACUUUUCAUUGUGUGGUGAAAACAAGUGCCUUUCAUAUGUUCUUGUUAUCCGUAUACCUGUUAAAAUAUUUUGGUCAGAGUAUAUUGUGUGAACAAUUUCAACCUUCUAUCAUUAUAGUAUUAAAUAUCUUCUUAUUUUUUUACAAGUAACUCCCAUGAUGAUAGAUUGAAUGCAAGACUAAAAAAUAUUUUGCAAUGUCAAUGGCAUGAAUCAAACACUUUUUACAAAGUAGAAUAUCAUAUAUUUAUAUGAAAAUGGUAAAGAAAUAUUUACUUAUCCUUGCCAGUUAGUAGGCAAGGAUAAUUAAGGCUACUAAUAUGCUUAUGAGCCUUAACAACUUUUUGAAAGGGUAUUUAAGAUUUUUCUGCUUAAUGUACUUAUUUUUUUUUUUUUCAAUGUUGCUCCAAGUGCUAAAAAAACUCAAAUGCAAAACUGGUGCCAUUUGCCUGUAAAAACUGGGACAUAAUGGGUAUAUCAUUAUUCUUGGAGUGAUACCUUAGUGCUACUGAAUUCAGUGAGAAUUUUGCCAUUGACUUCAGCAGGACCAGAACUUUACCUUGAAUGCCUAAUUAGCGCUUAAAUCAGCGUAAAUAAAAACUUCUGCCUUCAUUGCUAAUUUCUUUUUUCUUUCUCAAUCAUAUAUGGGAUCUGAAUUUAUUGGGUGGGAAAGGGGGUGCAGGAUAUUUCUUCUUGUUUAGAAAACCAGGGCGUGUAGUGCCAGAUUUCCUUGAGGAAAGACAAGAGGGAUGGGAAAGCAAAGUGGUCAAGCUUUUAUUUAAAAGCCAUAUUUAGGCUUAUAUUCAGUUUUGCUGAUAGCACUCAAAUGUGAAAUGUACCUGUUUGCACAAUAUUGAGAUUUUUUCCUACACCAAAACAAAUACAUCAAUAUUUUACUGAUCCUUAAACAAAAUAUCAGUGUCAGCAGAGGAGGCUGCCACAAGCAAUCCUACAUUGACAGUCUAGUACACCUGGGUACGCUCGUUCCAAAGCUAUCUUAUAUAGGGAAGCAGGUCAUGAUUAUAAGGUAGGGCGAAUAAUGAACUUGCAUAUAAUGAAAGAGCAAUUGGUACUGUUCUUUUCAAUGCAGAAGCAAAAAUUCGUAUUACCUAUCAAAGGUACAUAAUCACUUUUUGUGUAUGUGCGUUGUGUGUGUAUAUAAAUAACAGAGGCAUCACUUAUUGCUUAAGGAGGAUAUCAAAAUGUGGAGUUAGUUUGGUAAAAUGGGUUUUUACUAAUUAAAAAUAAGUUUCCUGUAGUAAACAAAGGGUGUCUUAAAUGCUGCCAUUGACUAGUAUAGAUAGGCAUUCUUAUAGUAUUGCCGAAAUAUACUUUGCUGGGAAAAGUCUCUGUUUAUCCUUGUAAAGUAAAAUCCCAGGAAAUGCAGUUUUGAUGGCUAUCUUGAGUGUUAUGCUAGCUAAUAUUAAAAAUCUAUUUUUUAUUUUUACAUCUAGAAUUCUCAGAGCAGAAGGACAAUCAUAAUUAUACUUAUGUCUCUCCCUUUGUCUUGUUAGCAGCAUUUGAUUCUUGCUUCUGGUUUUAAAUAAAAGUAAAUCCCAAUUCUGGCAAGCAACUAAAAGAGACAAAUCUUAGUGGGUGCCUUGGUAGAAAAUGCUUUUUGGUAGAAAGUUAAGAAAGGCAUUGAUAAUAUAUAGGGAAAUAGAUUUUAAUUUUGAGCUUGAUUCUUUGUUUCAUGGUUUGGAUUGGGCUGAGAACAUUUUGCAGAAACUGGAACAGAGGGAUGGGUUGUUGCUUUUGCACCUAGUGGCCUCUACUGGUCAUUAAGGAUAGAUGUUGUCGCUUACAUUUUUUAACCAGAAGGUGCUUGGUUACUGUUGUGACUCUAGGGAAAUCUCUAGAGGAAGUGUUAGAAGGCAAAAGCCUAAUUUGUUACAUACAUUUCUCUAAGGGAAGCCUGUGGGAAGGAAAAAUACUACCUCUCACCAAGGCUUGGGGUAAAGCUAUUAACAGUUGUUGAUUGUCUUAAAUAUUUGUGUUCACAUUGUAACAUGGGAUGUUUCUAUGGGGGAAACCACAGGGAAGCUGAUCAGCAAUGUGAAGUGUAUGGUAAGGAAAGAGUAAGGCUAAAGAUGCCUGAAAUAUAUGAUGGCAAUGUCUGAAAAGCAAACUACCCAACCAAGGUUGUACAAUAUAUUAGGCCAAAUUUAGCCCGACUGCAAAUGGGUGAAAUUCUGAUAUUUUCAGUGGGAUGAAUGUGCUAGGUAACAGCUUUUACUAUUAACUUUCAGCAAUAUAGAUAUCAAAAUUCAAAAGUCUGCUUACCUUUUUUCUGAAGCAUGUUUUCCAAUACAGGUAACUCUAUGGGAUAGCUUUGCAUUAUAAAACAUUUUUAUUUGGGUAAAGAAGCUAGAGGGUGGUUGGCUUCAAUGGCAAAUCCUUUAUCACAACUUUGAAGAUUUUACUAUAAAGUGGUUCAAAAAGUAGAAAGUUGACUUUGUACUCUUCAUAUUUGUUUCUACAAACUGUAGGUGAAACUGUAAUAAUAUAAUAGGAAACUAAAAUGAAUUUAUGUCUAAUUCAUCACUGAUACUGCAAAAGUGUGUAAAAUCUAUUUUAAUCUGGAUUGUCCAUCCUGUCCUAGUGAAUCAGUCUGAGCUUGGUGGGUGGAGAGACUGCAGAAUAGUGCUCCUGAUAUUUAUAACAUUUAUAGUAUAAACUCUCACUAGGACUGUUCUGAUUAUUAAGUAAAUAAAUAUCCAACCUGCCAUAAUCCCUAAAAUGUUAGGAAUUAGGAAGAUAGGAUGUAAAACUAGAAAGGACUUCCUGGUUAAUUGAGUCCAAUCCCACAUCAUAUAAUCCCAUUUAUAAGUUUAUCAAGCUCUGUUCUUAAAAUGUAGCUAGGCCAUGAGGGAGGCAGUGGCCCCAGUUUUGUUAUAAAACAUUUUUAAUAGAACUGAUCUUUUCAGAUUGUUAAAAUUAUAAUGCAUCAAGAAUAGUUUUUGAAUGUCAUCACUAUUGUCUGUGACUUGGCAUUAACCUGAAGGACAUCAUUAAAGGAAAACUCCAAUGACUUGUUACACUAUUAUGAAUAAUUAAAUGUUUAGUAGAAAUAAUUAUACAGGAAAUGUCAAGGCAGCUUUUAGAAAUACAGAUCACAGUUUCAAUACCUCCAUUCAAUGUGUGAAACAGAUCUCUGUCUCAGUGAGGUCUGCCAUUUCAAUGACGUUUUUCAGCAGAAGCCCAUUUUGAUGUAGAGUAGGACAGAAGAAUCAUAUUGACCAUAUGAAAUAUUAGAAAUCUAAGACUGUGAAUGCUGUUGCAAGGGAGCUACUGAAAAAAUCAAACUUCAAUUAUUUAAAAAAAAAAUACAGAUCUUUACUCAAGACAUCAUGAAAAUCCCAUAUUGCCAAAUUAUUUGAAUUA
This is a messenger RNA of Alligator sinensis (Chinese alligator), 6503 nucleotides long. RefSeq names its product solute carrier family 7 member 2 (gene SLC7A2). The transcript has 12 exons. Gene Ontology annotation, molecular function: amino acid transmembrane transporter activity. NCBI's taxonomy places the organism in Eukaryota, Metazoa, Chordata, Crocodylia, Alligatoridae. Gene Ontology annotation, cellular component: plasma membrane. The coding region runs from base 717 to 2729 and encodes 670 amino acids. The record is from RefSeq and is a predicted model, not a curated record. Gene Ontology annotation, biological process: amino acid transport; transmembrane transport.